AGGAAUCGCUUUUUGGCUCCUCCUCUUCUUAUUUUGCUGUUUGGGUUGCAAAAUAAUCAGAGGGAAACGAAAGAGAGGAGAUUUUGGUGUAAAAAGACCAAAUUGACCUCGACUCCUCUCUCUCUCUAUCCUUUUGCAGCUUCUACGACUCUCUCUCGACCAGCCAGUUUCUUCCUUUUGGCGGUUAUUGUACGGUCACCAUGAACCAGAAGGCCAACGUCUCUAAAGAGCUCAAUGCUAGACACAGAAAGUUCUUGGAAGGCCUCCUCAAAUUGCCUGAGAAUAGGGAAUGUGCUGACUGCAAAGCCAAAGGUCCAAGAUGGGCAAGUGUGAAUUUGGGUAUCUUUAUAUGCAUGCAGUGUUCAGGGAUCCACAGAAGUCUUGGGGUACACAUAUCAAAGGUUCGAUCCGCAACCCUUGACACAUGGCUUCCAGAACAGGUUGCAUUUAUUCAAUCAAUGGGGAAUGAGAGGGCAAAUAGUUAUUGGGAAGCAGAGUUACCCCCAAACUACGACAGAGUUGGAAUUGAGAAUUUCAUUCGUGCGAAGUAUGAAGAGAAGAGAUGGGUCUCUAAAGAUGGAAGAGCACAAUCUCCUCCUAGUGGGCUGGAUGAAAGAUCUCUGCAUCAGAGACCCGGUGAAAGAAGUGGGCAUGGACGCACCAGCAGUUCUGAAAAUUUGUUCGAGGAAAAAAAGAAUUCACAAGUAUCAAGCUCAAGGAACAGUGCUACUGCUACAAGAAUAAGUGUUCCUGUUCCUCCUAGAGGACCGGAGCAGGUUACUCCUGCAAAGCCUCAACAGGUUGUUGAAAAAGCUGAACCAAUGGUGGAGGCUACUGAAGCUGCAAAGAAAGUUGCAGAUGCUGCUCCAGCUGUCUCUGCACCCAAAGUUGAUUUUGCUACUGACCUUUUCAACUUGCUCUCCAUGGAUGGCCCUAGUGAAAAUGGCUCAGAAGUAGCGUCCAAUGAUGAUAAUGGUUGGGCAGGUUUUCAAUCUGCAGCAGUUGCUGAAGAAUUAUCAACGACUGGAAAAGCUGUUCCAAGAAAAGCUGUAGAAAAUAAUACUCAGUCCAAUUCAGGAAUUGAGGAUUUAUUUAAAGAUUCACCUUCUUUAGCUAUCCCUUCAGUCUCGGAGAAACCCCAGAAAGAUGUGAAAAAUGAUAUAAUGAGCCUUUUUGAGAAGUCCAAUAUGGUAUCACCAUUUGCGAUGCAUCAACAACAACUUGCUAUGCUAGCGCAACAACAGCAACUUCUUAUGGCUGCUGCAGCAAAAUCUGCUGGUGGGGACCCAAAAGUGAUGAAUCAACAGCAACUUGCUAUGCUGACACAGCAACAGCAACUUAUGGCUGCAGCAGCGAAGUCAGUUGGUGGGGACCUGAAACUCUCAGGCAGUAUUCAACAACAAGGGCCAAAUGGUAUUAACAUACCUGCACAAAAUUGGCCAAACAUGGGAUACCAAAUUCCUGGUUUGAUGAUGCCAGUAGCUGGGCAGGGUGACUUACAGAAACUUAUGCAGAUUGGUAACAUAGGACUGACACAUCCAGGGGGAAGCGCUAUACAAUAUCCACCAUCUAGCUUUUUUGACAUGGGGCAAGUUAACCCUGCCAACGGUGGGACAAGCACUGGAGCCAGUAAAACUCAAUCAGCAGCUCCGGUUUCAUCUGGUGGUACUAAAAUGCAAACCGGAAAGGAUUAUGAUUUCUCCUCUUUAACUCAAGGCAUGUUCUCAAAGCAAUGAGUGCCUUGAGGGAGGGAGUUAAUGUGGGCUUCAUCAUACAAUACUGAAGUAGUUGCGUUACAGGAAAAUAGCACAUUAAAAGCUUUUGUUUCCUCCCCCUGGAUUUGCGAUUGUAAACUAUUGUGUAGAGGCGGCAGUUCCAGUUUUUCCUUCAUAUUUCGUUGAUGGUUCAUUUGUACGAGUAGAUGUAUUCAGAGUAAUAAAUAUGGGCUAGAUUGUUUGCCA
Molecule: messenger RNA, 1961 nt
Organism: Populus trichocarpa (black cottonwood)
Lineage: Eukaryota; Viridiplantae; Streptophyta; Magnoliopsida; Malpighiales; Salicaceae
Product: ADP-ribosylation factor GTPase-activating protein AGD5
Exons: 11
Coding region: 201-1736 (511 amino acids)
Molecular function (GO): GTPase activator activity
Source: RefSeq, a predicted model, not a curated record